AUGUCUGUUCUUAUUCCAAGGGAGAGGGCAAGAGCUCGCGAGGCACCACAGAAAUGGCUGGGGGGGGGGGGGGGGGGUGCCCCGCCGCGCCGCCUCACCUCCGGCAACCAGAGCAGCUGCAAUGUGCACAACCACCACUUCUCCGCCAAAGUCACCUUCUCCCUCUUCUACACCGCCCUGCUGGUGUUCGGUGCCUGUGGGAACAUCCUGGCCCUCUGCAUCACUUUCCAGCGCAGGAAGAAGAAACUCAACUCCACCGACCUCUACCUGGUGAACCUGGCCCUCUCCGACGCCCUCUUCACCCUGGCACUGCCGGGCAGGAUCACCUACUACAUCCUGGAGUUUGACUGGCCCUUCGGGGACUGGUUCUGCCGGGUCACAGCCUUCAUUUUCUACAUGAACACCUACGUGGGCAUCUACUUCAUGACCUGCAUAAGCGUGGACCGCUACAUUGCCGUGGUACGCACCAGGCACCCCGGCAGGAUCCGGAAGAUGAGCCGUGCCAGGGGUGUCUGCGUCCUCAUCUGGUCCUUGGUGUUCCUGCAGACAGCGCCGCUGCUUCUGCGGCCCAUGACGCGGAGGAUGGGGGACAAGCUGACGUGCAUGGAGUACUUUAACUUCGAGGAGAUUCCCAAGCUACCCUACCUGCUCCUGGGGGCCUGUGUGCUUGGCUUCUUCCUGCCUGUGGGCAUCAUCUUGGUGUGUUAUGUGAGGAUCAACCUCAAGCUCUGCCAGACAGCCAAGGAGAACCCAUUGACGGUGAAGAACGGGCACCACCGCCGGACCUUCACUGUCAUCUUGGUGGUGCUGCUGGCCGUCCUGCUCUGCUUCAGCCCCUACCACCUCAACAUCGUCCAGUUUAUGGUCAGGAAGAUCCUCUACCAGCCGUCCUGCCGCGAGCAGCAAGCCUUCAAGAUGUCCCUGCAAGUCACUGUGGCAUUCAUGAACCUCAACUGCUGCAUAGACCCCAUCAUCUACUUCUUCGCCUUCCGGGGCUACAAACGGAGGCUGCUCCGCAUCUUCAGGAAUAGUGGCUCGAUGGCCACCUCCUCCACUGCCAAGACCCCCUCCGAGAGCAACAGCAACAGCCAGCCGCCUGGCUCUGUCUCUGUCUAG
Aptenodytes forsteri (emperor penguin) is the source of this 1116-nucleotide messenger RNA. Its product is annotated as G-protein coupled receptor 183. The record is from RefSeq and is a predicted model, not a curated record. Gene Ontology annotation, cellular component: membrane. Bases 1 to 1116 code for a protein of 371 amino acids. The transcript has a single exon. NCBI's taxonomy places the organism in Eukaryota, Metazoa, Chordata, Aves, Sphenisciformes, Spheniscidae. Gene Ontology annotation, molecular function: G protein-coupled receptor activity; oxysterol binding. Gene Ontology annotation, biological process: G protein-coupled receptor signaling pathway.